This is a messenger RNA of Erinaceus europaeus (western European hedgehog), 2283 nucleotides long. RefSeq names its product SRSF protein kinase 2 (gene SRPK2). Gene Ontology annotation, biological process: protein phosphorylation; regulation of mRNA processing; spliceosomal complex assembly. NCBI's taxonomy places the organism in Eukaryota, Metazoa, Chordata, Mammalia, Eulipotyphla, Erinaceidae. Gene Ontology annotation, molecular function: ATP binding; protein kinase activity. Bases 257 to 2026 code for a protein of 589 amino acids. The transcript has 14 exons. The record is from RefSeq and is a predicted model, not a curated record.
GCCGGAGCCUCAACAGAAAGCUCCCUUAGUUCCUCCACCACCGCCUCCGCCUCCACCGCCACCUCUGCCAGACCCCACGCCCCCAGAGCCAGAGGAAGAGAUCCUGGGAUCAGAUGAUGAGGAGCAGGAGGACCCUGCAGACUACUGUAAAGGUGGCUACCAUCCAGUGAAAAUUGGAGACCUUUUCAAUGGCCGAUAUCAUGUUAUAAGGAAGCUAGGAUGGGGACACUUCUCUACUGUCUGGCUAUGCUGGGAUAUGCAGGGGAAAAGAUUUGUUGCAAUGAAAGUUGUAAAAAGUGCCCAACAUUAUACAGAGACAGCCUUGGAUGAAAUAAAGUUGCUCAAAUGUGUUCGAGAAAGUGAUCCCAGUGAUCCAAAUAAAGACAUGGUAGUACAGCUGAUAGAUGACUUCAAAAUUUCAGGCAUGAAUGGAAUACAUGUCUGCAUGGUCUUUGAGGUGCUUGGCCACCAUCUCCUCAAGUGGAUCAUCAAGUCCAACUAUCAAGGCCUCCCAGUACGUUGUGUGAAGAGUAUCAUUCGACAGGUCCUUCAGGGGUUAGAUUAUCUUCACAGUAAAUGCAAGAUUAUUCAUACUGACAUCAAACCAGAAAACAUCUUGAUGUGUGUGGAUGAUGCCUAUGUGAGAAGAAUGGCAGCGGAGGCUACUGAGUGGCAGAAAGCAGGUGCUCCUCCUCCUUCAGGGUCUGCAGUGAGCACAGCUCCACAGCAAAAACCUAUAGGAAAAAUAUCUAAAAACAAAAAGAAAAAGCUGAAAAAGAAACAGAAAAGGCAAGCUGAGUUACUGGAAAAGCGCCUACAGGAAAUAGAAGAAUUGGAGCGAGAAGCUGAACGAAAAAUAAUAGAAGAAAAUGUCACAUCAGCUGUACCUUCCAAUGAGCAAGAUGAUGAAUAUCGCCCAGAGGUGAAGCUAAAAACAGCAGAAUUAGAGGAAGCAGCUGAGGGAGAGACUGCUAAUGACAACAAUGGUGAAGCUGAGGACCAGGAUGAGAAAGAAGAUGCUGAGAAAGAAAACAUUGAGAAAGAUGAAGAUGAUGCUGAGCAGGAACUUGCAAACAUAGACCCUACCUGGAUAGAAUCUCCCAAAACCAACGGCCAUAUUGAGAAUGGUCCAUUCUUACUAGAACAGCAGUUGGACGAUGAAGAUGAUGAUGAGGACGAUUGCCCAAAUCCUGAAGAAUACAACCUUGAUGAGCCAAAUGCAGAAAGUGAUUACACAUAUAGCAGCUCCUAUGAACAAUUCAAUGGUGAAUUGCCAAAUGGACGACAUAAAAUCCCUGAGUCACAGUUUCCCGAGUUUUCCACAUCAUUAUUCUCUGGGCCCUUAGAACCUGUGGCUUGUGGGUCUGCACUUUCUGAGGGAUCCCCACUGACCGAAAAUGAGGAAGACAGCCCAUCUCAUGACAGAAGCAGGACGGUUUCAGCUUCCAGCACUGGGGAUUUGCCAAAAACAAAAACCCGGGCGGCCGAUUUGUUGGUGAAUCCUCUGGAUCCACGGAAUGCAGAUAAAAUUAGAGUAAAAAUUGCCGACUUGGGAAAUGCUUGUUGGGUGCAUAAACACUUCACAGAAGAUAUCCAGACACGUCAGUAUAGAUCCAUAGAGGUUUUAAUAGGAGCAGGUUACAGUACACCUGCCGACAUUUGGAGUACGGCAUGUAUGGCAUUUGAGCUGGCAACAGGAGAUUAUUUGUUUGAACCACAUUCUGGGGAAGACUAUUCCAGAGAUGAAGACCAUAUAGCCCACAUCAUAGAGCUGCUAGGCAGUAUCCCAAGGCACUUUGCUCUGUCAGGAAAAUAUUCUCGGGAAUUCUUCAAUCGCAGAGGAGAAUUGCGGCACAUCACCAAGCUGAAGCCCUGGAGCCUCUUUGAUGUACUUGUGGAAAAGUAUGGUUGGCCUCAUGAAGAUGCUGCACAGUUUACAGAUUUCCUGAUCCCGAUGUUAGAAAUGGUUCCAGAAAAACGCGCCUCAGCUGGUGAAUGCCUUCGGCAUCCUUGGCUGAAUUCUUAGCAGAUUCUACAAAUAUAGUGUUCUGAGCUAGCAAAUGUUUUCCCAGUACAUUGGACCUAAACGGUGACUCUCAUUCUUUAACAGGAUUACAAGUGAGCUGGCUUCAUCCUCAGACCUUUAUUUUGCUUUGAGGUACUGUUGUUUGACAUUUUGCUUUUUGUGCACUGUGAUCCUGGGAAAGGGUAGUCUUCUGUCUUCAGCUUAGUAGUUUACUGACCCACUUUCUUCUGGAAACAAUAACAUGUGUCUAAGCAUUG